AUGCCCGUGUACUUCCCUCCUGCUCCACCACCGAGAUCCAAUUUGGGCCGGUACAGGCUACUUUCGCCGACCGCUUCUGUAUGGGUCAGUCCUAUAUGCCUAGGGGCAAUGAAUUUUGGAGAUAGCUGGCUACACUGGUUGGGAGAGUGUACCAAGGAAACGACGGAGGAAAUCCUAGACUACUUUUACGAGCAAGGGGGUAAUUUCAUUGACACGGCCAACAAUUACCAAUCUGGAGAGAGCGAAAUUCGGCUUGGCGAGUGGAUGAAGAGGCGCCGGAACCGCGAUGAGAUGGUCAUUGCCACCAAGUACACCACAGCCUUUGUACCUCUAGAAGGCGACGCAAACAUUAAAAUCAAUUUGAAUGGAUGUGGUAGUAAAAGCCUACAUGCCUCCGUUGCGGCAAGUUUGCAGAAACUACAGACGCAUUACAUUGAUCUGCUCUACGUUCACUGGUGGGACUACAGUACCUCGAUACCAGAAAUGAUGCAAGCCCUCAACAGCCUCAUCGUCAGUGGCAAAGUGCUGUAUCUUGGUAUCAGUGACGCCCCAGCAUGGGUUGCUAGUAAAGCAAACGAGUACGCUAGAAACCAUGGUAUGCGACAAUUCAGCGUCUACCAGGGCCAAUGGUCAGCAGCUCAUCGGGACUUUGAACGCGACAUCAUCCCCAUGUGCCGUGCUGAGGGAAUGGCUCUCGCUCCAUGGGGCUCCCUGGGCGGUGGCAAGUUCAAGACCGCAGAGCAGCGCAGGGCUCAAGAGGGCAGAGCGAACCAAGAGUAUAAUGAGGUGCAGACAAACGUCACUGCUGCACUUGAGGCUGUUGCAAUCCGUAAAAAUGCGGCUCCCACCGGUGUCGCCAUUGCAUAUGUCAUGCACAAGGCGCCAUACGUCUUUCCAGUGCUUAGCGGGCGCAAGGUUGAGCACAUUAAAGGAAACAUUGACGCACUCAAUAUCCAAUUGAGCCCCGGAGAUAUCAAGGAAAUCGAAGCUGCAGUACCGUUCGACCUGGGAUUCCCGAACAGUUUUCUCUGGGGCAAGGAGAUGCCAACAGCGCAGGGCAACGUGAAGUUCGCCGUACUGGGUGGCAACUAUGACCACGUUGAAGACGUCCAGCCUAUCAAACCUUCAAAAGUGGCAGAGUAG
Beauveria bassiana ARSEF 2860 is the source of this 1143-nucleotide messenger RNA. RefSeq names its product norsolorinic acid reductase. The record is from RefSeq and is a predicted model, not a curated record. Lineage: Eukaryota; Fungi; Ascomycota; Sordariomycetes; Hypocreales; Cordycipitaceae. Bases 1 to 1143 code for a protein of 380 amino acids. The transcript has 6 exons.